Fusarium vanettenii 77-13-4 is the source of this 1380-nucleotide messenger RNA. RefSeq lists its product as uncharacterized. The transcript is spliced from 3 exons. Gene Ontology annotation, molecular function: FAD binding; oxidoreductase activity. Bases 1 to 1380 code for a protein of 459 amino acids. The record is from RefSeq and is a predicted model, not a curated record. NCBI's taxonomy places the organism in Eukaryota, Fungi, Ascomycota, Sordariomycetes, Hypocreales, Nectriaceae.
AUGGGGAGCGGCACUAGCACGCCCAUUCGUGACUGCCUCGAUGCCGUCUGUGCAAACCGCCCCGACUGCGUCAGAUAUCCUGAUGACGGUCUCUUCAUCUCCUGGGCGAUACCCUUCAAUCUCGAGUUUCCAGUAGUCCCCGCGGCAGUUCUUCGACCUAGGAAUACUAUCGAUGUCUCGGGGGCGGUCAAAUGCGCAAAUGAAAACGGAUUCAAGGUUCAGGCCAGAUCUGGCGGUCACUCAUACGGGAACCUCAAAAACUUCACUAUGGACCGCUCGACGUGGCAAGCGUCAAUCGGCGGAGGGAUGCAUCUUGGAGAACUUGACGCGCAUCUUCAUACCAACGGUGGACGGGCCAUGGCUCACGGAACGUGUUCGAGUGUGGGCGUAGGGGGACAUUUCACAAUUGGCGGCCUCGGACCAAUCUCACGCCUGUGGGGAACCGCCCUCGAUCACUUAGUCGAAGUCGAAGUGGUAACAGCAGACGGAACCAUCCGUAUAGCGAGUGAGAAGGAGAAUACGGAUCUCUUCUGGGCGCUGCGCGGUGCUGGAGCCAACUUCGGUAUCGUCACCAAGUUCGUGGUGAAGACACAUCCGGAGCCCAACGGUAUUGUCGAAUACAGCUACAACUUUGCCUUUGGUACACCAGGAAACAUGUCGACUCUAUACAGGGAUUGGCAAGCGCUGGUUGCUGAUCCAACCCUCGAUCGACGGUUUGCGAGCCUCUUUGUCGUCCAACCGCUAGGCGUACUCAUCACAGGAACCUUCUUCGGGACUGACGCAGAGUAUCGCGAAUCUGGAAUCCCCGAUCGACUUCCAGGGGCUAAGGAUGGUGCCAUCUGGCUGACGAACUGGAUGGGUCAUCUUUUGCAUGAAGCAGAAAGAGUGGGAUGUGCAGCGAUGAGUCUGCCAACGGCGUUCUACACCAAAUCAUUGGCCUUGCGGAGGAAAGACAUACUAAACGAGACAGCUAUUAGCGACAUAUUCGCAUUCCUUGAGAACAAGAAAAGUCAAACGGCCCCCUUCGUCAUCCUUUUCAAUACCGAAGGCGGUGCAACGGCCGACACGGCAGGCAACGCGACCGCAUACCCACACCGGGACAAGAUAAUGAUGUACCAGUCCUACGGCGCCGGAGUGGGAAAAGUAUCGGACUCAACACGGAGUCUACUAGACGGCGUGCACGAGCGGAUCUUACGGGCGGCCCCGGGCCCCCGAUCCACGUACGCCGGGUACGUGGACGGGUGGAUGAACCGGACGGCGGCGCAGCAUCUCUACUGGGCGGACAACCUAGAGAGGCUGACGCAGGUAAAGAGGACGUGGGACCCGGAGGAUGUGUUUAGCAAUCCGCAAGGCGUGGAGCCGGCUGAUCAUGAGACGUGA